CAGGAGGGUUUGUGGGUUUUUUUGGGGACUCUGUGUGCUCAAAGAUGGAGGGUUGAGAUUGGAUUUUUAGAUUCUAAAUUGGCUUUUUGUGUUUCUAAGAUAUGGGGAGUUCUGAUGAGCCCAACAAGGGUAUUGAUGCAUCGGUCGGCGGUUUGGUUUGGGUCCGGCGUCGAAAUGGGUCCUGGUGGCCUGGCCGGAUUUUGAGUGAGGAUGAGUUGCCGGAAAGCUGUUUGGUUUCACCGAGGUUGGGGACUCCUGUGAAGCUUCUGGGUAGGGAUGAUGCAAGCGUGGAUUGGUAUAAUCUUGAAAAAUCUAAGCGUGUGAAGGCAUUUCGUUGCGGAGAAUAUGAUGAUUGCAUUGAAAAAGCUAAGGCUGCUGCAGCUAAUUCUUCUAAGAAAGCUGUGAAAUAUGCUCGGAGGGAAGAUGCGAUUCUCCACGCUCUUGAGAUUGAAAGUACUCGCCAAUGCAAAACUCAUCCGGACUUCUCCUCAAAAGUAGAGAAUCAAGUUGGGGAACAAGAUGGUGUCAAAGAAUCGCCCACCAAGUUGCAUUCUGACGAAGACACUGACGAUACGACUGAGGAAUUGAGUAUUUCUGAAGACAAAUCAAAUUCAGUGCAAGAAUUGUCUCAAUCCGGUGUAUCAUUUGAGGAGCCUAAUCAUAUUGGUGUUUCUAAGGAGCAAUCUGUGCAGGGUAGGCCACGUAGAACUCCGAAUGAUUCAGAAGAUGAUGGAGCAGAAGGAACUAAGCGAAUGAGGGGACUGGAGGAUCUUGGGAUGGGUGUAGUGUCAUCAAAAAGGAAGAGGUCUCAAGUGGCGCACGUUCAUGAGUUCUUGAAAAGGAAACACCGUCGACGUACUUUGACAAAGGUUUUGGAGAGUACAGCCAUGGUUUCUGUUCCUGUUAUGUGUGAACAACUUGGCAGUCCAACUGGAUCAUCUCUCCUGGGAGUAUCUGACGGCAAGGUUUCUGGAUUAGAUUCUAAUGAAUCCAAGAAAAGUUUUUCAAUGGCAAUUAACAAUAACUCUGAUAGUACAGGAGUUUCAUGUGAGAAUGGAAACUCCUUAGAUGCAUCUGAACAUGCUGGUGAUGCUUCUCUUAUUAAUUGCAAACAGAAGGAGAAUGAAAUUUCCAGCAUGUCAGGGUUACUUGAGAAUGAUUCUUCUGACAAGCUAUUUGAUGUGCCAUUUGUUGGGGAGGAAAAAAGCUGUGGAGGCUUCUCUCCAUUAUUUGUAUCUUGUGCAUUGCAAAAGCAACAGGUUGGUGCAGGAGCACAAUCGAGUCAAAGCAGUCAAGUUGAAAAUGUAUCUUUGGGAAAUGAGGAAUUAAAUGAGUCUGGUUCUACCAGUUCUGGGGCUGCUGAUCUUAAUAAUAUCAGCAAUCAGAUAGAGAGAGGAGGUACUUCAAAGUGGCAGUCAAAAGGAAAGAGGAACUCUAGGAACACGAGUAAAAAUAAGAAGCAAGUUUUGAGAAAAUCUAUGGAUGAGGAUGAUGAACCUGAUGAAGACUUGACAGUUAUGGAGCCACGGGAUGUCUAUUCUCUUGGCUUCGGCCAAAAAGUUGAUGGCAACCCUAUGGGUGGAUCUGUCACUUCAAAUAGCUGCACCUAUCGAGCAAAGUUCAGACCAGCUACAGAGACCCAGAUUGAGGAAUUUCGAGGUUGGACCAGGCAUGUUUCUCCUAAGGAACCUCAUAUGAGAGGGCCAACAGCUGAGGGGCUAACUCCCCAAAGGUCGUUGCCCUAUCGUCAGUCCCGUUUUACAGUCAAUCCAAAAUAUGAGUCUUCAGAUUUUCCCCACAGAAAUUACAAUGCUGAUUUGUCCUUGUAUGACGUUAAUCUGGAGGUGAAAGCCAGCUAUCGUCCUCAGCAUGUUCCUUAUAUUUCCCUCAUGAGCAAAUUGAAUGGUCGACCCAUUAUAGGCCACCCUCUUGCAGUUGAGGUUUUGGAUGAUGGCCAUUCUGAUCUCCUAUUUAGUGGAUCCGAAUGCUACAGUAGCAGCUGUGAGUUAGAUGACGACAUGGGUGAAAAUACAUUGCAAGGUGUUGAAAUGGCUUAUGUAAUGAGGCCAAAUUCAGAUGGAAGGAUUCCUGCCAAGCAUCUUACCUCGCAAUCACAUGUUUCACCAAGAAAAUCACCCAAGUCAAGGAAAAAUAGUCUUUUGUCUAAAAAGAUCCGGAAGCUAUCUUCACUAACGGGUUCUCACGGGCGAAGCGAAGAGGAGAAGAAACCCGUGGUAGAGAAACUGAAGGGCCCUUCUAUAGCUUGUGUCCCCAUUAAAGUUGUUUUUAGUAGGAUAAAUGCCACACUGAACAGUUCGAUGCGGCCUGCCCAACGUGUGAUGACACCAAGCAAGCCAUGAAAUAUGUUUCUUGGAUGCAAAUGGAGUAGCUGGAUAAUUGUGUUUUUGUUUGUAGGAGUUUUGAUUCAAUUAGGCGGCCUAGUUUUUCGACAUUCAUGAUAUAAAUUAUGUUCAAUUACCAGUGCUGUACAUUAUGCCCUGAUCAUAGAGUACCUCCUUGUAUAAUUAGUGCCAAUGACAUUUCAGUGUGUAGUUUACCAGGAGUACAAUCAAAGUACUCUCAUGUUAGGCUGCUCUGGAAAUGUAUAUAAUGUACCAUUAGUUGAGAUAAAGAUGGUAAUCUGAUGUUAGGUUUUGAUGAUCUGAAAUCAGGUUUAAUUGUUGUUGGUUUAAGGGCCUAAUUGGUAGGGUACUGCUGUGUGUGUGUGUGUUUUUGUUUAUGGGAAAAUGGAAGCGAG
Messenger RNA from Ilex paraguariensis (yerba mate), 2758 nucleotides. Lineage: Eukaryota; Viridiplantae; Streptophyta; Magnoliopsida; Aquifoliales; Aquifoliaceae. The record is from the annotation of a GenBank genome assembly.